AUGACGGACAACGUUACAAAGGGCGGACAACGUUACAAAGGGCGGACAACGUUACAAAGGACGGACAACGUUACAAAGGGCGGACAACGUUACAAAGGGCGGACAACGUUACAAAGGACGGACAACGCGUACGUUACAAAGGGCGGACAACGUUACAAAGGACGGACAACGCGUAUGUUACAAAGGGCGGACAACGUUACAAAGGACGGACAACGUUACAAAGGGCGGACAACGUUACAAAGGGCGGACAACGUUACAAAGGACGGACAACGCGUACGUUACAAAGGGCGGACAACGUUACAAAGGACGGACAACGCGUACGUUACAAAGGGCGGACAACGUUACAAAGGACGGACAACGUUACAAAGGGCGGACAACGUUACAAAGGGCGAACAACGUUACAAAGGACGGACAACGUUUCAAAGGGCGGACAACGUUACAAAGGACGGACAACGUUACAAAAGGCGGACAACGUUACAAAGGACGGACAACGUUACAAAGGGCGGACAACGUUACAAAGGGCGGACAACGUUACAAAGGGCGGACAACGCGUACGUUACAAAGGGCGGACAACGUUACAAAGGACGGACAACGUUACAAAGGGCGGACAACGUUACAAAGGGCGGACAACGUUACAAAGGACGGACAACGUUACAAAGGGCGGACAACGUUACAAAGGACGGACAACGUUACAAAAGGCGGACAACGUUACAAAGGACGGACAACGUUACAAAGGGCGGACAACGUUACAAAGGGCGGACAACGUUACAAAGGACGGACAACGUUACAAAGGGCGGACAACGGACAACGUUACAAAGGGCGGACAACGUUACAAAGGGCGGACAACGUUACAAAGGGCGGACAACGUUACAAAUGACGGACAACGGAACAAAGGGCGGACAACGUUACAAAGGGCGGACAACGUUACAAAUGACGGACAACGUUACAAAGGGCGGACAAUGUUACAAAGGGCGGACAACGUUACAAAGGGCGGACAACGUUACAAAGGGCGGACAACGUUACAAAUGA
Molecule: messenger RNA, 1029 nt
Organism: Haliotis rufescens (red abalone)
Lineage: Eukaryota; Metazoa; Mollusca; Gastropoda; Lepetellida; Haliotidae
Exons: 1
Coding region: 1-1029 (342 amino acids)
Source: RefSeq, a predicted model, not a curated record